AUGGAAGUAUCUUUCUUCAAACCAAAGGGAGAAGCUGAUGAGAAAGAUGGCAUUAACUAUGUGACAGUUGCGGACAAAGCUCUGCGUCGUGGAGCAUAUGCAAAUCACAUGCGAGAUGCGAUUAGUCAGGAGAAGAUUUACUUUGGAAGUGAUGCUACUGUUGUUGCCAUUGCACCUUACAGACGUAGUGACCAUUACUUUCCUGUUCCACUUGUGAUAUCACCUUUGGACAAAACUGAGAAGGGUGAAGCAUUACGGACAUGGAUCCAAACACUAAUAAAUUGCUGGGAGAAAAAUGAACAUGGUUCCAAGUUACAUGGUCCAGUGUGGUCAAUCGGGAGUGAUGGAGAUUCUACGUUCCGCCUUGCGAAACAUCUAUUGUGUAUGACGAAAGAUCUUGAUCUUGACAGCAAUUUGGGUCAAUUUCUACGGAACAUGCCUGGGCUGAACUUACGCACUUCGGAAGGUGGGAUUACAGGUAUGUGUGAUCCAAAGCACAUUUUCAAACGUUUUGCAACACUGCUCCGUAGUCCAAAGGGUGUCAUGGUGUUUGGUGACCAUAUUACUUCUGAAGAGAUCAUCAAGCAGCUGUGCUGUCUGAGUGGUAUGACCCCUGAGAAGGCACAGCGCCUCCUAGACCCUGCAGACAAGCAAAAUGUUCCGAAGGCUGUUUCCCUUAUUCAACAUCUUCUACAGCUUAAGGCUCUCACUCAAACAUGCUUGCUUCAGUCUCUGUCCACAUUUGGUCACCUUGCUGCUGCAAUGUACAUCAAACAUGGAACUGCAUGCCUCACUGGUGCACUAUAUCAUGAUGGCCAAGCUGUAAUCAAGAAUGUUAUGUUUACCACUGCUGGUAUGCAGCUGGUUAAUCUAUGUCUCCUAUUAUACUUGAUCUUGGAGGGCACAGAUCGGCUCAAGGGACUCUUUUCAGACAUACGUACUCAGGAUCAUGCUCGAAAUUUUGAUAUUGAGCAGUUGGCUGAAAAAACAGGUACAUCCACCAUACUCAAUGCCACAUACCAGCGGAAUCCAGCUCUGGAUCAAGGUCACCAACAUUUGAGUCUGAAGGAUGCAAUGGGCAUUGACCAUGUAAAUCUACGGUCCUGGAAGGGUAACAUCUGUGUUGGGGAUAGAUCAUACAAUGGUGAACAUGCGGAGAUUGAUCCAUCCAUUUUCAAUCGGCAUGACUGUGACCUUCUCCGUCCCACUGGUGGGAAGUACAUUGGGGUGCAUGCUGAACCUGAUGAUGAUAGAUCAGAGAGAUUUGAAGAGAAUGGUGAAAGUUUAUCAGAUCCAAGUUCCGGCAUAGUCCAUCGCAGUCAUAUUCCUGCAAGUAUUGGGCAAGUUCCCAAUGACUAUGAGGAUGGUAUUGAGGAGCUUGGUCUUGAUAUUGAUGAUUACAUGCCAGCUAUCUCUGAAGAGCCCAAUGAGGAUUCAACUUCUAAUUUAUCAAAGACAUUUGUAGUCAUGGGAAAGACAUUCUACAAAUCUUCCCUUGUUGCAACUCUCUGCUCUGACAGAGCAAGGAAAGUGACAAUGUGGACUCUUCGUGCCCGUGAUGUUGCAAUUGAAGAUUUGCAAAAUACCAAAAAAGAGGAAACAUUGGAUCAAGUGGAUUUAGAUGGUCCUGAUCUUAUUAAGUCUGGUGAUAUUGUAGGUGUUCUGGUACGCACUGGUAACACUGUUGCCCUUGCUACAAUGGAGAUCACUGGAUUCCGGCAUGGGUUGAGCAAAGUUGUUCAUAUCUUCAUUGAACUUGACAGCUUGGACUAUGGAUCCGAUGCAAAUAUAAUUGCAAUUGGACAAAUUAUUGCAUUGAGCCGCAAUGCUACAGAGCCUCAUUCAUGGCACUGGACAGGCAAUUAUGUCAAGGUUGCACCAGUUUCCCCCAAUAAGUAUCUCACACACCGCCAUCUUGUGAUAGAGGUCUCUGGUACACUUAUUUUUCCAUUGACACCAUCAAUUGUAGCUGUGGAAGGCUCUGCUUCAGCAUUGGAAUCAAUUAUAUCAUCAAAACUCACAUGGAGCUUCAAUGAGAAACAGCUUCUGGAGACAUUUCAAAUUGCAUGGCAGGCUUUGGACCCAGACAGUCCUGAUGCUGUUGCAAAUCUUAGUACCUUACCUGUUGUGAACAAUCCUGAGGUGCUACCCUACCAUGAUAGUAAUGGUACUCAUUAUUUUAAUAUGUCCGACCUUCUAGCCCACUUAAAGCCACAUCCAAAACUUACCAGACUCUCGAAAGUUGAAUGUUUCCUGUGCACCCGCUAUGAUGGUAAUAGAGCCAUUGCACUGUACAAAAUGCGAGAGCAUGUUGGUAGACAUAUACUACAAGCUAUGCGUGAUCUGGAUGAUCCUGAUCCCUCCAAGCUAAAAUGCGAGGUUGGUCUUGAGCCUUGUGGAUUUUGUGGACAGGACGAGUGCAUCACAACACUGAAGUUCACAAAGGAUGGAAAUCCACGUCUGUUAACAAACUGCCCUUAUCAUUAUGAAGGAAUGCACUACACAGAGCCAGUCAAUACAUCCAAAAAGGUGAAGUGCACAAAUACACCUAUUCAUUGCUCGCUCUGCUCUCCAUCAGCCACUGGUGUAACACAAACAAUCUGGAAAUACAAUUUUCACAUUCACAUUGCAGAGGCAUAUACUUAUGACCAUUCUGAAGACUUUCUUGCACCAGCACAGACGAUUUCAGAUGCCUUCAUCUCAAAAGCAGAGGAAGUAUACAUGGGUAUUGGUGUUAACGACACAGAGGAAUUCCGAGAGCGGCACACAGUUCCAGACAGUGAAGGUUUCGAAGCAGUGAGGGAGGUUUUGAAAUGGGACCGAGCUACUGUUACAGUACAUAGAUAUACAAAGAGACAACGAGCAGGUACAUAUAGCAAGGUGUAA
Molecule: messenger RNA, 2886 nt
Organism: Lentinula edodes (shiitake mushroom)
Lineage: Eukaryota; Fungi; Basidiomycota; Agaricomycetes; Agaricales; Omphalotaceae
Exons: 9
Coding region: 1-2886 (961 amino acids)
Source: RefSeq, a predicted model, not a curated record